UACCACUUCACUUGAUCUAUUUUAUCAAACAUAUACAACAAUGGCUCGCUUCAACCUUUCCUUCCUUGCUGUGUUCUUGGUUCUCGCUGUUUGCGCUCUGUCACUCCCGACCAAGCGUGACUCGCUGCUCCCCAUGAGUGAUCUGGGACUUGAUCAGACUAUCGAUGAAUUGAAGUCUGCCACUAAGAUGAUGAACGGCAUGGACAACAAGGACACCAACGACCAGAAGAACCAGGUUGACCAAGACCCUGCUGUCCAGAGGAACUCUACUGAGGAGAAGAAGGCUGAAGUUGAAGAGCCUACCAAGACCGAGAAGAAGCUUACCUCUGGUAAAUUCGCUACACCGACUCCUACUAGCACUCAUCACGCUACUUCCGUGCCCAACUCUCUGGGCAAACUUCCCAUUGUCGGUACCUUGCUUGGCGGUACUGGAGGUCUUUGA
This is a messenger RNA of Penicillium pulvis, 442 nucleotides long. RefSeq lists its product as uncharacterized. Bases 41 to 442 code for a protein of 133 amino acids. Lineage: Eukaryota; Fungi; Ascomycota; Eurotiomycetes; Eurotiales; Aspergillaceae. The transcript is spliced from 2 exons. The record is from RefSeq and is a predicted model, not a curated record.